AUGGAAGAAUGCCCCAAUCCGCAGCUCCUCGCCUGGGUCAAGGAGUGGCUGGACACAGCACGAGAACGCAACUCGAAAGGCUUCACCACCUAUCGAAAUGCUUAUGAAUCUCUCAAAGCAUGCCCUCUGGUUCUCCAGCACCCUGCCGAGCUGCAGCAGUUGAAGGGCUUUGGCCCAAAGCUGUGUGAAAGACUGACCGACAAGCUCCAGAAACACUGCCAGGAGAACCAGCUGCCCAUGCCAGAGCAUCCUCAAGUAAGGAAGGCUGCAGAGAGGGCCCGACGAGACGAGCAAGCUGCUGCUGCCGAGGAGGGCUCCGCCCCAAAGAAGCGCAAGACGCGACAACCCAAGGCCUACGUUCCGGCUUUUCGUUCUGGUGCCUAUGCACUCUUGAUUGGCCUGUCGACACAACCUGAUGACACCACCUCGGGUAUGACGAAAGCAGACCUGAUUCAUGUCUCACAGCCCCAUUGCGAUUCUUCCCUCACCGCACCAAGCGACCCGACCAAGUUUUACACGGCAUGGAACUCGAUGAAGACAUUGGUCCAAAAGGAACUCGUCUAUGAGAGGGGGAGACCUUUACGGCGCUAUGCAUUGACCGACGAGGGAUGGGAAGUCGCUAACAGGAUAAAAGAAACCCGCGAAUGGAAGGCAGAUAACGGCAACACGGCUUUGCAUCAUGCCACCUCUGUGCGCCCUGUCCGCUCGCCGUCUGCCGAGAUCGAGGUUGUUGCUGAGCAAGACAGUGCAGCCAAGGAGAAUGCCAUGGACGGCUCGUUGCCCGCUUUCGACCCCAUCAGACUGCCCCCUGGUUCGUUUUCUGUUCGUUUAGUUUUGGACGUGCGUGAAGUCCGGGCCAAAACCGAUCGUGAUUAUAUGCAAGAGGAGCUGGCCAAACUAGACGCCACACCGUUGAUGAGAAGUCUGGAAGUGGGCGACGCGCAGUGGGUUGCCAAGUGUCAUGAUCCCACACUGCUCCAGAGACUCGGCGCUGAGGGGGACGAGGUGGUGCUGGACUGGAUUGUGGAACGAAAGCGCCUUGACGACUUGAUUGGGAGCAUCAAAGACGGACGAUUUCACGAACAAAAGUUUCGUCUCAGGCGCUGUGGCGUUCAAAAUGUCAUUUACAUCAUUGAAGACAUCACCAUCGACCCGCAGAUUCUCCAAAGGUACGAGGAAGCUGUGCAGUCUGCCAUUGCCUCGACGCAAGUCGUCAAUGGGUAUUUUGUGAAGCGAACUUCCAAAAUGGACGAGACUGUCAGGUACUUGUCGCGUUUAACCGCCAUGCUGAAGCGCAGGUACGAGAAGCAGACGUUGCAUGUUAUUCCUUCUAGGGUGAUUACCGCGCAGAAUUACGCGCCCAUGAUGCAGCAUUUGCGAGAGACUCAGCCGUCUGUGGGCCAUUACAUAACGUAUCAGACGUUCUCCUCGUUUGCAUCCAAAUCCGAAAUGAUGACGCUGCGAGAUGUAUUUUUAAAAAUGUUGAUGACAACCAGGGGAGUGACGGGAGAGCGAGCCCUGGAGAUUCAGAAGCGCUGGCGCACACCCCAUGAUUUCGUCAAGGCCUUUGAAGCUUGCGGGCCCGGAGAGACAGGCAAGAAACGCAAGCGAGAGCUCGUGUCGAGCCAACUUGGCCACUUGGUUGGGAGGAAGAAAAUCAGCAAGGCGUUGAGCCAAAAGAUAUCUGAAAUUUGGGGUGAUGCCUAG
Molecule: messenger RNA, 1707 nt
Organism: Metarhizium acridum CQMa 102
Lineage: Eukaryota; Fungi; Ascomycota; Sordariomycetes; Hypocreales; Clavicipitaceae
Gene: MUS81
Product: Crossover junction endonuclease mus81
Biological process (GO): mitotic intra-S DNA damage checkpoint signaling; resolution of meiotic recombination intermediates; double-strand break repair via break-induced replication
Cellular component (GO): Holliday junction resolvase complex; nucleus
Molecular function (GO): 3'-flap endonuclease activity; DNA binding; crossover junction DNA endonuclease activity
Source: RefSeq, a predicted model, not a curated record